ACGGUCCCACCGUGUUAUUGUUCCCCUGGUGCUCUCUUUAUACACGCAUUGGUGUUCGUAGCAGGGAAAGCUCUAUUUAUUCGGUUUUAAUAAAUGUCUCAGUUUAUUAACAGUCGUAACGCAUUAUUUCAUCAAUAAUCUCAGAUGUAACAGUUAAACACAAUGUGUGAGCUCGUCUUUAAACCAUUGAAAAUGCACUGGUACUUCUUAGAUAGUCUAGUUUAUCCAAUUUAAAUGUAACAUGUUUAUGAAACUGUAAAGCCUCAAACUGGUUAAUUUAAUGUAUUAGUAGUGAUGCAUUUUGGUUUUUGUGUAGGCGUAAAAACGUAAAACAGCUUCCAGUAAACAUGGCCUCAGACCGGCGGAGGGACAGCCGGAGCUGGGACUGGGACAGCCCGCAGUGCAGAGCCCAGCUGGACGAGGUCUUUUUCCGCCGGCAUGACUACAUCCAGGCCGGCAGCACGGAGCACAGGGAGUUCUGGGCUUUCUUUGACCGUUUCCAGAGGUUUAAAACAAGGAAGGAAAUGUCUGGGCCAGGAGCCAAAGAGGACAGCAGUAAGUCUGGCUCUGGAAAGGUAGACCUCGGCCUCCCUAAAGAGUAUGAUGCCCGGUACAGGAUUAAUGUGUCUGUGUGCACCCUGGAUGUGGAGGAGCGCCUGGGGAAGUCAGAGCACCGAGGCAGCCAGAGAUCCUCAGGACCAGGCAGUCAGGAGAUCUCAGACUGCCGCCUGGCUCUGCUGCACUUCCUGGACUUCAGUCAGAGACAGAGUUUUGGAAAGCUGGCCAAGCUCCGCCGGGAGCAGAAGAACCUUCCCAUCUUCCAGUACCGGGACCGGAUCGUGGAGCUGGUUCGACAGAGCCCUGUGUUGGUGGUGGCAGGGGACACAGGCUGUGGGAAAUCCACCCAAGUCCCUCAGUAUCUUAUUGCAGCUGGCUUCAACCACAUUGCCUGCACUCAGCCUCGACGGAUUGCCUGUAUAUCCCUCGCCAAGAGGGUCAGCUUUGAAAGUCUCAAUCAGUAUGGCUCUAAGGUGGGGUACCAGAUCCGCUUCGAGACCACAAAGACCCCGUCCACCAAACUGCUGUUCCUGACAGAGGGGCUGCUGCUCCGGCAGAUCCAGCAGGACCGGUCCCUCUCUCAGUACCAGGUGUUGAUCGUGGACGAGGUCCAUGAGAGACACCUCCACUGCGACUUCCUCCUGGGCGUCCUGCGCUCUCUGCUGGCAGAAACCCCAGAACUGCGUCUCAUCCUCAUGUCCGCCACCAUCAACAUCAAACUGUUCUCCGACUACUUCAGCGGUGCUCCUGUGCUGCAGGUACCAGGCCGGCUGUUCCGUAUCAAGGUGUUAUACCAGCCCAUUCCCCCUGACGAGCAGCCCUCUCGUUCGGAACUGGAUCCCAGACCUUACCUGCGCAUCCUGCAGGGCAUCGAUCAGCGCUACCCCCCCGAGAGCGCGUGUGACCUGCUCAUCUUCCUGAGCGGGGUCGGAGAGAUCUCCACCGUCCAGGAGGCCUGUCAGGUUCUGGCCACACACACACGCCGCUGGAUCGUUUGCCGCUGCACAAGCACGCUCUCUCUGGCCCAGCAGGACAAGGGCACGUGUUUUGACAUUUCUCCUCCUGGGGUGAGAAAGUGCAUCAUCUCCACCAAUAUUGCUGAGACGUCCGUUACCAUAGACGGAGUUCGCUUCGUUGUAGACUCAGGGAAGGUUAAGGAAAUGAGUUUUGACCCUAAGGCCAAGAUGCAGCGUCUGCAGGAGUUCUGGAUCAGCAGAGCCAGCUCUGAGCAGAGGAAAGGUCGAGCCGGGCGCACAGGUCCAGGAGUUUGCUACCGCCUCUACGCAGAGUCUGACUACGACGCAUUCGCUCCUUAUCCUGUGCCUGAAAUCCACAGAGUGGCUCUGGACUCGCUCAUCCUUCAGAUGAAGAGCAUGAGUCUUGGAGAUCCACUUUCUUUUGUCUUCAUUGAUCCUCCCCCUGCUGCUAGUAUCCAGACUGCAGUUACUUAUCUGAAAGAGCAGGGGGCACUGGACAGCCGGUCUGACCUGACCUCUAUCGGUACCCUGCUGGCACAACUGCCCGUGGAUAUUAUCAUUGGUCUUAUGCUGGUGCUGGGCUCUCUGUUUUAACCCUGGUGGACCCCGUGUUUGCCGGUGGCGGCGGCCCUCAGCGUUUCAGUCGCCCUUCCUGCGCAGCGCCAGCACAACCCAGGACUGCACCACCAGCCCGCCAGCCCCUGCCACAGUAACCACGGAGACCCCUUCACACUGCUCAACACCUUCAACGCCUGGGUGGAGGUGAAAGGAGAAAGAGGUGGAGGCUCCAGGAAGUGGUGCAGGAGGAGAGGCCUGGAGGAGCAGCGGCUCUAUGAGAUGGUCAACUUACGGAGACAGUUCAAGGAGCUGCUGAGGAGCCACGGCCUGCUGGAGAUUCAGAGCAGCGCUCCCUCUGGUGGAGACCGCGUGCAGCGCAGGCAGAGGCUCACUGAGAGGAAGAAGCUGCAUCAGAUGAAGAGAGACCACGAGCAGCAGGAGAGCGGCCGGCGCAAAGUCCUGAGGCUGGAGGAGGGGCAGGAGGAGUUCAGCUCGGGGUCCGACGCAGAGGGGGCCGGCAGGGGCAAGAAGGACGACCAGGCAGGACAGAACGUGGACAUACAGGUAGGCCUGAGGUUGAAGUUCAAGUUGCGUCACAACGUGUCGGAGCUGCAGGAGGGCCGAGCGUCAGUCAGGAACAUGUCCUCCCGUCAGCAAGCUCUCCUCAAGCUGCUGCUCUGCCGCGGCCUCUACCCUCAGCUCGCUCUGCCCGAUGAACACAACUCCACCCGCAAGGACUCGGAGCAGGUGUUCCACACAAGGAAUAAGCAGGGAGUGGUGAUCCACCCGACCAGUGUGUUCGCCACCGACCCCGAGGUGUUACAAGUGCCUGAGGGGGACGGAGACAUGGGGCCUGAGCGGAGGGACAGCAGCAGACACCAGCUGCUAGCCUUCGUCACUCUGUUGGAGACCAACAAGCCGUAUUUGUCCAACUGUGUGCGGGUACCAGCUCUGCAGGCUCUGCUGCUGGUGGCCAACAGUGUGGACAGUAACGCUGACUGCACGCGGCUGGUGGUGGACGGCUGGCUGGAGCUGGAGCUGAGAGAGGCGGGGGAGGCCCUGAAGGUGCUGUCCACCGCCCUCACCCUCCGGGGGGAGUGGGAGCGCCUCCUUCUGGCCCAGCUGGCGCAGAGCACCAUGGGGCCAGAGCAGGGGGUCUCCCGCAAAGUCCUGGAGAAGCUGAGCGAGGGCCUGGUCCGCUUCCUGCUCUACACUGAGAUCACGUACAGCCUGCGGCGCCUCACAGCCUUCCAGACCCAGAACCUGUACGUGGGCCCCCGGCCUCAGGAGCCGGCCCCAGAGGAGAACCCUCUGUUCCCAGGGGUGGAGGCCAAGCCGGACCCCAUCAAAGGAGGCCUGCGCGUCACCAGCUUCUUCACCUACAACUGCCUCACUGACUCGAAGGACCUGUACAGCGAGUGUUUACGCACCUUCUGGAGCUGUCCUAACUGUGACCUCUACAUGCCUCUCACUCCGCUGGAGCGCAUGCAGCACGAGGCCUCCUGCAGGCCGGCAGGGGAACAGCAGCAGUCAGAGGAAGAGCCAGAAGGGGCAAAGGCAGUCUCCUCCUCUUCCUCCUCCAUGUCCAGUCUCACCAGAGUUUAUCACUGUGACGUCUGCGAUGAAGAUCUGACCCUCACCUCCACUGAGAUCCUCAAACAUAAAAGGCAGCACAUGUAUUCUACCAAGUAGCAGCUUCCUAAGGACAACAACUAAUCACAACGCGUCUGUUCUGUCAAGGACAUACUUGAGUUUAUAGAAUGAAGUUGUUAUGUUUGUGUCACUAUUUUUCUUCCCUUUUUUACUCGAGGAAUUUCAUUAAACUGCUGUUCCUUCCCUUUAACA
This is a messenger RNA of Gymnodraco acuticeps, 3938 nucleotides long. RefSeq names its product DEAH (Asp-Glu-Ala-His) box polypeptide 34 (gene dhx34). Gene Ontology annotation, molecular function: RNA binding; ATP binding. Gene Ontology annotation, cellular component: intracellular anatomical structure. Gene Ontology annotation, biological process: nuclear-transcribed mRNA catabolic process, nonsense-mediated decay. NCBI's taxonomy places the organism in Eukaryota, Metazoa, Chordata, Actinopteri, Perciformes, Bathydraconidae. The record is from RefSeq and is a predicted model, not a curated record.